AUGGAGGGAGGGAGUGAGAAGGAAGGCAAAGUCUUUUGUGCUUCCCCUCCCCCCCACCAGAGCAAAGGGGAAAUGUCUGUGCCAAAGGGAGGUAAGUGUAAGAAGAAACCGGGGCUUAAACUCUCCAAGGAGGUGUUUGAGCAGCCCCCACCUGCAGCAACGCCGCCGAGAGACUUGGACUCCAAAGCCUGUGUCACCAUUGGGGAGAAGAACUUUGAGGUGAAGGCCGAUGACCUGGAGCAGAUCGAAGAGCUGGGGCGAGGGGCGUAUGGAGUGGUGGACAAGAUGAGACACGUGCCCAGUGGAGUAAUCAUGGCUGUAAAGAGGAUCAGAGCAACAGUGAACACACAGGAGCAGAAGAGACUUCUGAUGGAUCUGGACAUUUCCAUGAGAACAGUGGACUGUUUCUUCACUGUCACCUUCUACGGAGCGCUCUUCCGAGAGGGGGACGUUUGGAUCUGUAUGGAGCUGAUGGACACAUCAUUGGAUAAGUUUUAUAAACAGGUGAAUGAGAAGGGCAUGACCAUCCCUGAGGACAUCCUGGGAAAGAUAGCGGUCUCUAUUGUGAAAGCGCUGGAGCACCUGCAUAGCAACCUGUCAGUGAUUCACCGAGAUGUGAAGCCAUCGAAUGUGCUCAUUAACAUGCAGGGCCAGGUGAAGAUGUGUGACUUUGGUAUCAGUGGUUAUCUGGUCGACUCGGUUGCAAAGACCAUGGACGCUGGCUGUAAACCCUACAUGGCGCCCGAGAGAAUCAAUCCAGAGACCAAUCAGAAGGGCUACAAUGUUAAAUCUGACAUCUGGAGUUUGGGAAUCACCAUGAUUGAGCUGGCUAUCUUGCGUUUCCCCUAUGACUCGUGGGGGACGCCCUUUCAGCAGCUUAAACAGGUGGUGGAGGAGCCAUCCCCCCAGCUCCCCGCCGAAGGCUUCUCCCCCGAGUUUGUGGACUUCACGUCCCAAUGCUUGAAGAAGAAUUCCAAAGAACGGCCAAACUACACAGAACUCAUGCAACAUCCUUUCUUCACCCACCACGACUCCAAAGAAACCGACGUUGCCAGCUUCGUCAAAAUCAUCCUUGGCGACUGAGCCCUACUCCUCAAUGCCAACCUAUCCUCAGGCAGGCGGGGCGGAACUAUUCCACAGAGAAAAAACAAAAGCACCAAUCAUAAUCCAGACACCUGAAAUACACGCCCACCUGGAGCGUGGGCAGAGAGGGACUGUUUAAGGGCCCAUGGAGGAGACUGAAGCUGCAAGAGGGUUUUCAUCAAAAAAACACAGAAGCAGGGCAUGG
This is a messenger RNA of Chanos chanos (milkfish), 1288 nucleotides long. RefSeq names its product mitogen-activated protein kinase kinase 6 (gene map2k6). The coding region runs from base 1 to 1083 and encodes 360 amino acids. The record is from RefSeq and is a predicted model, not a curated record. Gene Ontology annotation, molecular function: ATP binding; MAP kinase kinase activity. The transcript is spliced from 12 exons. Lineage: Eukaryota; Metazoa; Chordata; Actinopteri; Gonorynchiformes; Chanidae. Gene Ontology annotation, biological process: MAPK cascade; protein phosphorylation.